Molecule: messenger RNA, 1131 nt
Organism: Solanum tuberosum (potato)
Lineage: Eukaryota; Viridiplantae; Streptophyta; Magnoliopsida; Solanales; Solanaceae
Product: receptor-like protein 12
Exons: 1
Coding region: 1-1131 (376 amino acids)
Molecular function (GO): protein binding
Source: RefSeq, a predicted model, not a curated record
AUGAGUGGUCAUCUUGAGGUUCUGGAUAUGCAACACAACAAUCUUUCUGGAACUCUUCCAACAACUUUUAGGGCUGGAACACUUAGAAGCUUCAACUUGCAUGGCAAUAAACUUAAGGGGAAAAUUCCCCAAUCUUUGGUCAAUUGCAAAGAGAUGCAAGUUCUUGAUUUAGGAGAUAAUCACCUCAACGACACAUUCCCAAUGUGGUUGGGAACUCUUCCUAAGUUGAGAGUUUUAAGCUUGAGAUCGAAUAAGUUGCAUGGACCGAUUAGAACUUUAGGAAGUGAAAACAUGUUUAUUGAACUUCGAAUGUUGGAUAUCUCUUCCAAUGCCUUCACAGAAAACUUACCGACGAGUCUGUUUCAACAUUUAAAAGCCAUGAGGACAAUUGAUCAAGCGAUGAAUGCACCAAGUGAUGAAGGAGAUGAAUAUUAUUAUCAAGAUACUGUAGCUGUCGUAUCCAAGGGAUUUGAGCAUGAAAUUGUGAGAAUCCUGUUUUUGUACACCACUAUCGAUCUUUCAAACAACAAAUUUGAAGGAUAUAUUCCAAGUUUUAUGGGAGAUCUCAUUGCACUUUGUGUGCUGAAUUUAUCUCAUAAUGGACUGCAAGGUCAUAUACCGCCAUCACUUGGAAGAUUAUCUUCAGUUGAAUCAUUGGACCUUUCAGGUAACCAUUUUGUAGGAGAGAUACCAGCACAAUUUGCUUCUCUUACUUCUCUUGCAGUCUUAAAUCUCUCCUACAAUCAUCUCGAAGGGUGCAUUCCUCAAGGAAAUCAAUUUCAGACCUUUGAGAACAAUUCAUAUGUAGGUAAUGAUGGAUUAAGUGGAUUUCCACUAUCAAAAGGCUGUGGUAGUGAUGAUAAUGAUUCGGAGACAAAUGAUACCACAUAUGAAAUAGAUGAUGAAGAAAGCGACUCUGAAUUUCUGAAUGAUUUUUGGAAAGCUGCUCUUAUGGGGUAUGGAAGUGGACUGUGUAUUGGGUUAUCGAUAAUAUAUUUCAUGUUCUCAACUGGAAAUCCGAUAUGGCUUGCAAGAAUCAUUGUAGAACUGGAACACAAAAUAAUGAUGGGAAGGAGAAAGAAGCGCAGCAAAGGUAAAGGAGUAACAGAAGAAGCAAAUAAUCGCAUGUAG